This is a messenger RNA of Closterium sp. NIES-65, 16518 nucleotides long. NCBI's taxonomy places the organism in Eukaryota, Viridiplantae, Streptophyta, Zygnematophyceae, Desmidiales, Closteriaceae. The record is from the annotation of a GenBank genome assembly.
AUGGACGUGGACGUGGUCGUGGACGUGGUCGUGGACGUGGACGUGGACGUGGACGUGGACGUGGACGUGGACAUGGACGUGGACGUGGACGUGGACGUGGACAUGGACGUGGACGUGGACGUGGACGUGGUCGUGGACGUGGACGUGGACGUAAUCGUGGACGUGGAAGUGGACGUGGACCUGGACCUGGACGUGGACGUGGACGUGGUCGUGGACCUGGACCUAGACGUGGACGUGGACGUGGACGUGGACGUGGUCGUGGACGUGGACGUGGACGUGGACGUGGUCGUGGACGUAGACGUGGACGUGGACGUGGACCUAGACGUGGACGUGGACGUGGACAUGGACUUGGACGUGGACGUGGUCGUGGACGUGGACGUGGAAGUGGACGUGGUCGUGGACGUGGACGUGGAAGUGGACGUAGUCGUAGUCGUGGACGUGGACCAGGACCUGGACGUGGACGUGGACGUGGUCGUGGACGUGGACGUGGUCGUGGACGUGGACGUGGACGUGGACGUGGACGUGGACGUGGACGUGGACGUGGACAUGGACGUGGACGUGGACUUGGACGUGGACGUGGACGUGGACAUCGACGUGGACGUGGAUCUGGACGUAGACGUGGACGUAGACGUGGACGUGGACGUGGUCGUGGACGUGGACAUGGACGUGGGCGUGGACGUGGACGUGGACGUGGACGUGGACCUGGACGUGGACGUGGACAUGGACGUGGACGAGGACUUGGACGUGGACGUGGACGUGGACAUCGACGUCGACGUGGACCUGGACGUAGACGUGGACGUGGACGUGGUCGUGGACCUGGACGUGGUCGUGGACGUGGUCGUGGACGUGGACGUGGACGUGGAGUUGGACUUGGACGUGGACGUGGACGGGGACAUGGACGUGGUCGUGGACGUGGACGUGGACGUGGUCGUGGACCUGGACGUGGACGUGGACGUGGACGUGGUCGUAGACGUGGACGUGGACGUGGACCUGGACGUGGACCUGGACGUGGACGUGGACUUGGACGUGGACCUGGUCGUGGACGUGGACGUGGACGUGGUCGCGGACGUGGACGCGGACGUGGACCUGGACGUGGAGGUGGAGGUGGACGUAAACUUGGACGUGAACGUCGACGUGGACGUGGAGGACGUGGACGUGGACGUGGAGGACGUGGACGUGGACGUGGACGUGGACCUGGACGUGGAUGUGGACGUGGACGUGGACUUGGACAUGGACGUGGACGUGGACUUGGAGGACGUGGACGUGGACGUGGAGGACGUGGACGUGGACGUGGAAGUGGAGGACGUGGACGUGGACGUGGAGGACGUGGACGUGGACGUGGACGUGGUCGUAGACGUGGACGUGGACGUGGACAUGGACGUGGACGUGGACGUGGUCGUAGACGUAGUCGUGGACGUGGACGUGGUCGUGGACGUGGACGUGGUCGUGGUCGUGGACGUGGACGUGGACGUGGACGUGGUCGUGGACGUGGACGUGGUCGUGGACGUGGACGUGGACGUGGACGUGGACCUGGACGUGGACGUGGACGUGGACGUGCACAUGGUCGUGGACGUGGACGUGGACGUGGUCGUGGACGUGGACCUGGACGUGGACGUGAACCUGGACCUGGACCUGGACGUGGACGUGGUCGUCGACAUGGACGUGGUCGUGGACGUGGACGUGGACGUGGACCUGGACAUGGACGUGGACGUGGUCGUGGACAUGGACGUUGAGGUGGACGUGGUCGUGGACGUGGACCUGGACGUGGACGUGGACCUAAACGUGGACGUGGACGUGGACUUGGUCGUGGACGUGGACGUGGACGUGGUCGUGGUCGUGGACGUGGACGUAGACGUGGACUUGGACGUGGUCGUAGACAUGGACGUGGUCGUGGACGUGGACGUGGUCGUGGACGAGGACGUGGACGUGGACGUGGUCGUGGACGUGGAUGUGGACCUGGACGUGGUCGUGGACGAGGACGUGGACGUGGACGUGGUCGUGGAUCAGGACGUGGACGAGGACGUGGUCGUGGACGUGGACGUGGACGUGGACGUGGUCGUGGACGUGGACGUGGACGUGGACGUGGACGUGGAACUGGAUGUGGUCGUGGACGUGGACGUGGACGUGGUCGUGGACGUGGACGUGGUCAUGGACGUGGACGUGGUGGUGGACGUGGACGUGGUCGUGGACGUGGACGUGGACGUGGACGUGGACGUGGACGUGGACGUGGACCUGGACGUGGACGUGGACGUGGAGGUGGACGUGGUCGUGGACGUGGUGGACGUGGACGUGGACGUGGAGGACGUGGACGUUGACGUGGACCUGGACGUGGACGUGGACGUGGUCUUGGACGUGGACGUGGUCGUGGACGUGGACGUGGACGUGGACCUGGACGUGGAUGUGGACGUGGACGUGGACGUGGACGUGGACGUGGACGUGGACGUGGUCGUGGACGUGGACGUGGACGAGGACGUGGACUUGGACGUGGACAUGGACGUGGACGUGGACGUGGACGUGGAUGUGGACGUGGACGAGGACUUGGACUUGGACGUGGACGUGGACGUGGACGUGGUCGUGGACGUGGUCGUGGACGUGGACGUGGACGUGGACGUGUACGUGGACCUAGACGUGGACGUGGACGUGGACGUGGACGUGGUCAUGGACGUGGACGUGGACGUGGACGUGGUCGUGGACGUGGACGUGGACGUGGACGUGGACGUGGACGUGGUCGUGGAUGUGGACAUGGACGUGGACGUGGACGUUGUCGUGGACGUGGUCGUGGAUGUGGACGUGGUCGUGGACGUGGACGUGGAUAUGGACGUGGACGUGGACGUGGACGUGGACAUGGACGUGGACGUGGACGUGGAGGUGGACGUGGUCGUGGACGUGGUGGACGUGGAUGUGGACGUGGAGGAAGUGGACGUUGACGUGGACCUGGACGUGGACGUGGACGUGGUCUUGGACGUGGACGUGGUCGUGGACGUGGACGUGGACGUGGACCUGGACGUGGAUGUGGACGUGGACGUGGUCGACGUGGACGUGGACGUGGACGUGGUCGUGGACGUGGACGUGGACGAGGACGUGGACUUGGACGUGGACAUGGACGUGGACGUAGACGUGGACGUGGACGUGGACGAGGACUUGGACUUGGACGUGGACGUGGACGUGGACGUGGUCGUGGACGUGGUCGUGGACGUGGACGUGGACGUGUACGUGGACCUAGACGUGGACGUGGACGUGGACGUGGACGUGGACGUGGUCAUGGACGUGGACGUGGACGUGGACGUGGUCGUGGACGUGGACGUGGUCGUGGACGUGGACGUGGACGUGGUCGUGGAUGUGGACGUGGACGUGGACGUGGACGUUGUCGUGGAUGUGGUCGUGGAUGUGGACGUGGUCGUGGACGUGGACGUGGAUGUGGACGUGGACGUAGACGUGGUCGUGGACGUGGACGUAGACGUGGCCGUGGAUGUGGCCGUGGACGUGGACGUGGACGUGGUCAUGGACGUGGACGUGGACGUGGACGUGGACGGGGACGUGGACGUGGACGUGGUCGUGGACGGGGACGUGGACGUGGACGUGGAGGUGAACGUGGUCGUGGACGUGGUGGACGUGGACGUGGACGUGGAGGACGUGGACGUGGACGUGGAGGACGAGGACGUGGACUUGGACGUGGAUGUGGACGUGGACGUGGACGUGGACCUGGUCGUGGACGUGGACGUGGACGUGGACUUGGACUUGGACGUGGACGUGGACGUGGACGUUGUCGUGGAUGUGGUCGUGGACGUGGACGUGGACGUGGACUUGGACUUGGACGUGGACGUGGACGUGGACACGGACGUGGUCGUGGACGUGGUCGUGGACGUGGACGUGGACGUGGACGUGGACCUAGACGUGGACGUGGACGUGGACGUGGACGUGGACGUGGUCGUGGACGUGGACGUGGACGUGGUCGUGGACGUGGACGUGGACGUGGUCGUGGACGUGGACGUGGACGUGGUCGUGCAUGUGGACGUGGACGUGGACGUGGACGUGGUCGUGGACGUGGUCGUGGACGUGGUCGUGGACGUGGACGUGGACUUGGAGGACGUGGACGUGGACGUGGUCGUGGACGUGGACGUGGACAUGGACUUGGAUGUGGACAUGGCCGUGGACGUAGACGUGGACGUGGACGUGGUCGUGGACGUGGACAUGGACGGGGACGUGGACGUGGCCGUGGACGUGGACGUGGCCGUGGACGUGGACGUGGACGUGGACGUGGACGUGGUCGUGGUCGUGGACGUGGUGGACGUGGACGUGGACGUGGAGGACGUGGACGUGGACGUGGUCGUGGACGUGGACUUGGACGUGGACAUGGACGUGGACGUGGAGGUGGACGUGGUCGUGGACGUGGUGGACGUGGACGUGGACGUGGUCGUGGACGUAGACGUGGACGUGGACGUGGAGGACGAGGACGUGGACGUGGACCUGGACGUGGACGUGGACUUUGACGUGGACGUGGACGUGGACGUGGACGUGGACGUGGACGUGGUUGUGGACGUGGUCGUGGACGUGGACGUGGACGCGGUCAUGGACGUGGACGUGGACGUGGACGUGGUCGUGGACGUGGACCUGAACGUGGACGUGGACGUGGUUGUGGACGUGGUCGUGGACGUGGUCGUGGACGUGGACGUGGACGUGGACGUGGUGGACGUGGACGUGGACGUGGACUUUGACGUGGAGGUGGACGUGGUCGUGGAUGUGGUGGACGUAGACGUGGACGUGGACGUGGAGGACGUGGACGUGGACCUGGACCUGGACUUGGACGUGGACGUGGACGUGGACGUGGUCGUGGACGUGGUCGUGGACAUGGACGUGGACGUGGACGUGUACGUGGACCUAGACGUGGACGUGGACGUGGACGUGGACGUGGACGUGGUCGUGGACGUGGACGUGGACAUGGACGUGGACGUGGUCGUGGACGUGGACGUGGUCGUGGACGUGGACGUGGACGUGGACGUGGACGUGGACAUGGACGUGGACGUGGUUGUGGACGUGGACGUGGACGUGGACGUGGAGGACGUGGACGUGGACGUGGACGUGGAAUACGUGGACAUGGACGUGGACGUGGAGGACGUCGACGAGGACUUGGACUUGGACUUGGACGUGGACGUGGACGUGGUCGUGGUCGUGGACGUGGUCGUGGACAUGGACGUGGACGUGGACGUGUACGUGGACCUAGACGUAGACGUGGACGUGGACGUGGACGUGGUCAUGGACGUGGACGUGGACAUGGACGUGGACGUGGUCGUGGACGUGGACGUGGUCGUGGACGUGGACGUGGACGUGGUCGUGGACGUUGUCGUGGACGUGGUCGUGGAUGUGGACGUGGUCGUGGACGUGGACGUGGACGUGGAGGUGGACUUGGAGGACGUGGACGUGGACGUGGACGUGGACGUGGACGUGGACGUGGACGUGGUUGUGGACAUAGACGUGGACGUGGACGUGGAGGUGGACGUGGUCGUGGACGUGGUGGACGUGGACGUGGACGUGGAGGACGUGGACGUUGACGUGGACCUGGACGUGGACGUGGUCUUGGACGUGGACGUGGUCGUGGACGUGGACGUGGACGUGGACCUGGACGUGGAUGUGGACGUGGACGUGGUCGACGUGGACGUGGACGUGGACGUGGUCGUGGACGUGGACGUGGACGAGGACGUGGACUUGGACGUGGACAUGGACGUGGACGUGGACGUGGACGUGGACGUGGACGAGGACUUGGACUUGGACGUGGACGUGGACGUGGACGUGGUCGUGGACGUGGUCGUGGACGUGGACGUGGACGUGGACAAGUACGUGGACCUAGACGUGGACGUGGACGUGGACGUGGUCAUGGACGUGGACCUGGACGUGGUCGUGGACGUGGACCUGGACGUGGUCGUGGACGUGGACGUGGACGUGGUCGUGGAUGUGGACGUGGACGUGGACGUGGAUGUGGACGUGGACGUGGACGUGGACGUGGACGUGGACGUGGUCGUGGAUGUGGACGUGGACGUGGACGUGGACGUGGAUGUGGACGUGGACGUAGACGUGGUCGUGGACGUGGACGUAGACGUGGCCGUGGAUGUGGUCGUGGACGUGGACGUGGACGUGGUCAUGGACGUGGACGUGGACGUGGACGUGGACGGGGACGUGGACGUGGACGUGGUCGUGGACGUGGACGUGGACGUGGACGUGGAGGUGGACGUGGUCGUGGACGUGGUGGACGUGGACGUGGAGGACGAGGACGUGGACUUGGACGUGGAUGUGGACGUAGACGUGGACGUGGACCUGGUCGUGGACGUGGACGUGGACGUGGACUUGGACUUGGACGUGGACGUGGACGUGGACGUUGUCGUGGAUGUGGUCGUGGACGUGGACGUGGACGUGGACUUGGACUUGGACGUGGACGUGGACGUGGACACGGACGUGGUCGUGGACGUGGUCGUGGACGUGGACGUGGACGUGGACGUGGACCUAGACGUGGACGUGGACGUGGACGUGGACGUGGUCGUGGACGUGGACGUGGACGUGGUCGUGGACGUGGACGUGGACGUGGUCGUGGACGUGGACGUGGACGUGGUCGUGCAUGUGGACGUGGACGUGGACGUGGACGUGGUCGUGGACGUGGUCGUGGACGUGGACGUGGACGUGGACGUGGACUUGGAGGACGUGGACGUGGUCGUGGACGUGGACGUGGACAUGGACUUGGAUGUGGACAUGGCCGUGGACGUAGACGUGGACGUGGACGUGGUCGUGGACGUGGACAUGGACGGGGACGUGGAAGUGGCCGUGGAUGUGGACGUGGAUGUGGACGUGGACGUGGUCGUGGUCGUGGACGUGGUGGACGUGGACGUGGACGUGGAGGACGUGGACGUGGACGUGGUCGUGGACGUGGACUUGGACGUGGACAUGGACGUGGACGUGGAGGUGGACGUGGUCGUGGACGUGGUGGACGUGGACGUGGACGUGGUCGUGGACGUAGCUGUGGACGUGGACGUGGAGGACGAGGACGUGGACGUGGACCUGGACGUGGACGUGGACUUUGACGUGGACGUGGACGUGGACGUGGACAUGGACGUGGUUGUGGACGUGGUCGUGGACGUGGACGUGGACGUGGUCGUGGACGUGGACGUGGACGUGGUCGUGGACGUGGACCUGAACGUGGACGUGGACGUGGUUGUGGACGUGGUCGUGGACGUGGUCGUGGAUGUGGACGUGGACGUGGACGUGGUGGACGUGGACGUGGACGUGGACUUUGACGUGGAGGUGGACAUGGUCAUGGAUGUGGUGGACGUAGACGUGGACGUGGACGUGGAGGACGUGGACGUGGACUUGGACCUCGACUUGGACGUGGACGUGGACGUGGACGUGGUCGUGGACGUGGUCGUGGACAUGGACGUGGACGUGGACGUGUACGUGGACCUAGACGUGGACGUGGACGUGGACGUGGACGUGGUCGUGGACGUGGACGUGGUCGUGGACGUGGACGUGGUCUUGGACGUGGACGUGGUCGUGGACGUGGACGUGGACGUGGACGUGGACGUGGACAUGGACGUGGUCGUGGACGUGGACGUGGACGUGGACGUGGACGUGGAGGACGUGGACGUGGACGUGGACGUGGAGGACGUGGACGUGGACGUGGACGUGGACGUGGAGGACGUGGACGUGGAGGACGUUGACGAGGACUUGGACUUGGACUUGUACGUGGACGUGGACGUGGACGUGGUCGUGGACGUGGUCGUGGACAUGGACGUGGACGUGGACGUGUACGUGGACCUAGACGUGGACGUGGACGUGGACGUGGACGUGGUCAUGGACGUGGACGUGGACAUGGACGUGGACGUGGUCGUGGACGUGGACGUGGACGUGGUCGUGGACGUGGACGUGGACGUGGUCGUGGACGUUGUCGUGGACGUGGUCGUGGAUGUGGACGUGGUCGUGGACGUGGACGUGGACGUGGACGUGGACUUGGAGGACGUGGACAUGGACGUGGACGUGGACUUGGCCGUGGACAUGGACGUGGACGUGGACGUGGACGUAGACGUGGUCGUGAACGUGGACGUGGACGUAGACGUGGCCGUGGACGUGGACGUGGACGUGGUCAUGGACGUGGACGUGGACGUGGUCGUGGACGUUGUCGUGGACGUGGUCGUGGAUGUGGACGUGGUCGUGGACGUGGACGUGGACGUGGACGUGGACUUGGAGGACGUGGACAUGGACGUGGACGUGGACUUGGCCGUGGACAUGGACGUGGACGUGGACGUGGACGUAGACGUGGUCGUGAACGUGGACGUGGACGUAGACGUGGCCGUGGACGUGGACGUGGACGUGGUCAUGGACGUGGACGUGGACGUGGACGGGGACGUGGACGUGGACGUGGUCGUGGACGUGGACGUGGACGUGGAGGUGGACGUGGUCGUGGACGUGGUGGACGUGGACGUGGACGUGGAGGACGUGGACGUGGACGUGGAAGACAAGGACGUGUACUUGGACGUGGAUGUGGACCUGGACGUGGACGUGGACCUGGUCGUAGACGUGGACAUGGACGUGGACUUGGACUUGGACGUGGACGUGGACGUAGACGUUGUUGUGGACGUGGUCGUGGACGUGGACGUGGACGUGGACUUGGACUUGGACGUGGACGUGGACGUGGACACGGACGUGGUCGUUGACGUGGUCGUGGACGUGGACGUGGACGUGGACCUAGACGUGGACGUGGACGUGGACGUGGACGUGGUCGUGGACGUGGACGUGGACGUGGACGUGGUCGUGGUCGUGGACGUGGUCGUGGACGUGGACGUGGACGUGGUCGUGGAUGUGGACGUGGACGUGGACGUGGACCUAGACGUGGACGUGGACGUGGACGUGGACGUGGUCGUGGACGUGGACGUGGACGUGGACGUGGUCGUGGUCGUGGACGUGGUCGUGGACGUGGACGUGGACGUGGUCGUGGAUGUGGACGUGGUCGUGGACGUGAACGUGGUCGUGGACGUGGACGUGGACUUAGAGGACGUGGACGUGGACGUGGACGUGGUCGUGGACGUGGACGUGGACUUGGACGUGAACAUGGACGUGGACCUGGACGUGGACGUGGACGUGGUCGUGGACGUGGACGUGGACGUGGACGUAGACGUGGCCGUGGACGUGGACGUGGCCGUGGACGUGGACGUGGACGUGGACGUGGACGUGGACGUGGUCGUGGACGUGGACGUGGACGUGGACGUGGACGUGGACGUGGACUUGGCUGUGGACAUGGACGUGGACGUGGACGUGGACGUGGACGUAGACGUGGUUGUGGACGUGGACAUGGACGUAGACGUGGCCGUGGACGUGGACGUCGACGUGGUCAUGGACGUGGACGUGGACGUGGACGGGGACGUGGACGUGGACGUGGUCGUGGACGUGGACGUGGACGUGGAGGUGGACGUGGUCGUGGACGUGGUGGACGUGGACGUGGACGUGGAGGACGUGGACGUGGACUUGGACGUGGAUGUGGACGUGGACGUGGACGUGGACCUGGUCGUGGACGUGGACGUGGACGUGGACUUGGACUUGGACGUGGACGUGGACGUGGACGUUGUCGUGGACGUGGUCGUGGACGUGGACGUGGAUGUGGACUUGGAUUUGGACGUGGACGUGGACGUGGACACGGACGUGGACGUGGACGUGGUCGUGGACGUGGACGUGGUCGUGGACGUGGACGUGGACGUGGACGUGGACCUAGACGUGGACGUGGACGUGGACGUGGACGUGGUCGUGGACGUGGAUGUGGACGUGGACGUGGUCGUGGACGUGGUCGUGGACGUGGACGUGGACGUGGUCGUGGACGUGGACGUGGACGUGGAUGUAGACGUGGCCGUGGACGUGGACGUGGACGUGGUCAUGGACAUGGACGUGGACAUGGACGUGGACGGGGACGUGGACGUGGACGUGGUCGUGGACGUGGACGUGGACGUGGAGGUGGACGUGGUCGUGGACGUGGUGGACGUGGACGUGGACGUGGAGGACGUGGACGUGGACGUGGAGGACGAGGACGUGGACUUGGACGUGGACGUGGACGUGGACCUAGACGUGGACGUGGACGUGGACGUGGACAUGGACGUGGUCGUGGACGUGGACGUGGACGUGGUCGUGGUCGUGGACGUGGUCGUGGACGUGGACGUGGACGUGGUCGUGGAUGUGGACGUGGACGUGGACGUUGACGUGGUCGUCGACGUGGUCGUGGACGUGGACGUGGUCAUGGACGUGGACGUGGACUUGGACGUGGACGUGGACUUGGAUGUGAACAUGGACGUGGACCUGGACGUGGACGUGGACGUGGUCGUGGACGUGGACGUAGACGUGGCCGUGGACGUGGACGUGGCCGUGGACGUGGACGUGGACGUAGACGUGGCCGUGGACGUGGACGUGGCCGUGGACGUGGACGUGGACGUGGUCGUGGACGUGGACGUGGACGUAGACGUGGACGUGGAGGUGGACGUGGUCGUGGAUGUGGUGGACGUGGACGUGGACGUGGAGGACGUGGACGUGGACGUGGAGGACGAGGACGUGGACGUGAACCUGGACGUGGACGUGGACUUGGAUGUGGACGUGGACGUGGACGUGGACGUGGUUGUGGACGUGGACGUGGACGUGGACGUGGACGUGGUCGUGGACGUGGUCGUGGACGUGGACGUGGUCGUGGACGUGGACGUGAACGUGGACGUGGACGUGGUUGUGGACGUGGUCGUGGACGUGGAUGUGGACGUGGUCGUGGACGUGGACGUGGAAGUGGACGUGGUGGAUGUGGACGUGGACGUGGAAGUGGACUUUGACGUGGAGGUGGACGUGGUCGUGGACGUGGUGGACGUGGACGUGGACGUGGAGGACGUAGACGUGGAUGUGGACCUGGACGACGUGGACGUGGACGUGGAGGACGUGGACCUGGACGUGGACGUGGACGUGGACGUGGUCAUGGACGUGGACGUGGAUGUGGACGUGGACUUGGACUUGGAUGUGGACGUGGACGUGGACGUGGACGUGGAGUUGGACUUGGACGUGGACGUGGACGUGGUCGUGGACGUAGACUUGGACGUGGACGUGGACCUUGACGUAGACGUGGACGUGGACGUGUACGUGGACGUAGACGUGGACUUGAACGUGGACGUGGACGUGGACGUGGUGGACGUGGACGUGGACGUGGACGUGGUCGUGGACGUGGACGUGGACGUGGACGUGGUCGUGGACGUGGACGUGGACGUGGUCGUGGAUGUGGACGUGGACGUGGUCGUGGACGUGGACCUGGACGUGGACGUGGUUGUGGACGUGGACGUGGACGUGGUCGUGGACGUGGACGUGGACGUGGACGUGGUCGUGGACGUGGACGUGGUCGUGGACGUGGACGUGGACGUGGUCGUGGACGUGGACGUGGACGUGGACGUGGACGUGGACGUGGACUUUGACGUGGAGGUGGACGUGGUCGUGGACGUGGUGGACGUGGACGUGGACGUGGACGUGGAGGACGUGGACGUGGACGUGGACCUGGACGUGGACGUGAACUUGGACGUGGACGUGGACGUGGACGUGGACGUAGACGUGGUCGUGGUCGUGGACGUGGACGUGGUCGUGGACGUGGACGUGGUCGUGGACGUGGAUGUGGACGUGGACGUGGACGUGGACGUGGAGGACGUGGACGUGGACGUGGAGGACGUGGACGUGGACGUGGACCUGGACGACGUGGAUGUGGACGUGGAGGACGUGGACGUGGACGUGGACGUGGAGGACGUGGACGUGGACGUGGACCUGGACGUGGACGUGAACUUGGACGUGGACGUGGACGUGGACGUGGACGUGGACGUGGUCGUGGUCGUGGACGUGGACGUGGACGUGGUCGUGGACGUGGACGUGGACGUGGACGUGGACGUGGACGUGGUCGUGGACGUGGACCUGGACGUGGACGUGGUGGACGUGGACGUGGACGUGGACGUGGACGUGGUCGUGGACGUGGUGGACGUGGUGGACGUGGACGUGGACGUGGACGUGGAGGACGUGGACGUGGACGUGGAUGUGAACUUGGACGUGGACGUGGACGUGGUCGUGGACGUGGACGUGGUCGUGGACGUGGACAUGGACGUCGACGUGGACAUGGACGUGGACUUGGACGUGGACGUGGACGUGGACGUGGACGUGGUUGUGGUUGUGGACGUGGACGUGGACGUGGUCGUGGUUGUGGACGUGGUCGUGGACGUGGACGUGGACGUGGUCGUGGACGUGGACGUGGACGUGGACGUGGUGGACGUGGACGUGGACGUGGAGGUGGACGUGGUCGUGGACGUGGUGGACGUGGACGUGGACGUGGAGGACGUGGACGUGGACGUGGACCUGGAGGUGGACGUGAACUUGGACGUGGACGUGGACGUGGACGUGGUCGUGGACGUGGUCGUGGACGUGGACGUGGACUUGGACGUGGACAUGGACGUGGACGUGGACUUGGACGUGGACGUGGACGUGGACGUGGACGUGGUCGUGGACGUGGACGUAGACGUGGUCGUGGACGUGGACGUGGUCGUGGACGUGGACGUGGACGUGGUCGUGGACGUGGACGUGGACGUAGACGUAGACGUGGACGUGGACGUGGUCGUGGACGUGGACGUGGACGUGGAUGUGGAUGUGGUCGUGGAUGUGGACGUGGACGUGGUCGUGUCACGUGGACGUGGUCGUGGACGUGGACGUGGACGUGACGUGGUCGUGGACGUGGACGUGGACGUGGACGUGGACGUGGACGUAGACAUGGACGUGGAGGACGUGGACGUGGUCGUGGACGUGGACGUGGACCUGGACCUGGACGUGGACGUGGACGUGGACGUGGACGUGGUCGUGGACGUGGUCGUGGACGUGGACGUGGACGUGGUCGUGGACGUGGACUUGGACGUGGACGUAGACAUGGACGUGGACGUGGUCGAGCACGUGGAUGUGGACGUGGACGUUGACGUGGACGUGGACGUGGACUUGGACGUGGACGUGGACGUGGACGUGGUCGUGGUCGUGGACGUGGAUGUGGACGUCGACGUGCACGUGGACGUGGUCGUGGACGUGGACGUGGACUUGGACUUGGACGUGGACGUGGUCGUGGACGUGGACGUGGAUGUGGACGUGGACUUGGACGUGGAGAUGGACGUGGACGUGGACGUGGAAGUGGACGUAGACGUGGACGUGGACGUGGAGGACGUGGACGUGGACGACGUGGACGUGGACGUGGUCGUGGACGUGGACGUGGACAUGGACGUGGUCGUGGACGUGGUGGAUGUAGACGUGGACGUGGACGUGGAUGUGAGAGUGGACGUGGACGUGGAGGACGUGGACGUGGACGUGGAGGACGUGGACGUGAAAGUGGACGUGGACGUGGACCUGGACCUGGACGUGGACGUGGACGUGGACGUGGACGUGGUCGUGGACGUGGUCGUGGAUGUGGACUUGGACGUGGACGUGGUGGACGUGGACGUGGACGUGGAGGUGGACGUGGUCGUGGACGUGGUGGACGUGGACGUGGACGUGGACGUGGAGGACGUGGACGUGGACGUGGACCUGGACGUGGACGUGGACGUGGACGUGGACGUGGACGUGGACGUGGUCGUAGACGUGGACGUGGACGUGGUGGACGUGGACGUAGACGUGGACGUGGACUUUGACGUGGAGGUGGACGUGGUCGUGGACGUGGUGGACGUGGACGUGGUCGUGGACGUUGACGUGGACGUGGACGUGGACGUGGACGUAGACGUGGACGUGGACGUGGACUUGGACUUGGACGUGGACGUGGACGUGGACGUGGAGUUAGACUUGGACGUGGACGUGGACGUGGUCGUGGACGUAGACUUGGACGUGGACGUGGACGUGGAGUUGGACUUAGACGUGGACGUGGACGUGUACGUGGACGUAGACGUGGACUUGAACGUGGACGUGGACGUGGACGUGGUCGUGGACGUGGUCGUGGACGUGGACGUGGACCAGGACGUGGACUUGGACGUGGACGUGGUCGUGGACGUGGACGUGGACGUGGACGUGGUCGUGGACGUGGACGUGGACGUGGAGGUGGACGUGGACGUGGACGUGGACGUGGUCGUGGACGUGGACGUGGACGUGGUCGUGGACGUGGACGUGGUUGUGGACGUGGACGUGGACGUGGACGUGGACGUGGAGGUGGACGUGGACGUGGACGUGGACGUCGACGUGGUUGUGGACGUGGACGUGGACGUGGACGUGGACGUGGUCGUGGACGUGGACGUGGACGUGGACGUGGUCGUGGACGUGGACGUGGACGUGGUCGUGGACGUGGACGUGGACGUGAUCGUGGACGUGGACGUGGACGUGGACGUGGUCGUGGAUGUGGACGUGGACGUGUUCGUGGACGUGGACGUGGACGUGGACGUGGUCGUGGACGUGGACGUGGACGUGGUCGUGGACGUGGACGUGGACGUGGACAUGGUCGUGGACGUGGAGGACGUGGUCGUGGACGUGGACAUGGACGUGGCCGUGGACGUGGACGUGGACGUAGACGUGGCCGUGGACGUGGACGUGGCCGUGGACGUAGACGUGGACGUGGACGUAGACGUGGUCGUGGACGUGGACGUGGACGUGGACGUGGACGGGGACGUGGACGUGAAGGUGGUCGUGGACGUGGACGUGGACGUGGACAUGGAGGUGGACGUGGUCGUGGACGUGGUGGACGUGGACGUGGACGUGGAGGACGUGGACGUGGACGUGGAGGACGAGGACGUGGACGUGGACGUGGAGGACGAGGACGUGGACGUGGAGGACGUGGACGUGGACCUGGACGACGUGGACGUGGACGCGGAGGACAUGGACGUGGACGUGGACGUGGACGUGGUUGUGGACGUGGACGUGGACGUGGACGUGGACUUGGACUUGGACGUGGACGUGGACGUGGACGUGGAGUUGAACUUGGACGUGGACGUUGACGUGGUCGUGGACGUAGACUUGGACGUGGACGUGGACCUUGACGUAGAUGUGGACGUGGACGUGUACGUGGACGUAGACGUGGACUUGAACGUAGACGUGGACGUGGACGUGGUCGUGGACGUGGUCGUGGACGUGGACGUGGACGUGGACCUGGACGUGGACGUGGACGUGGACGUGGUCGUGGACGUGGACGUGGACGUGGAGGUGGAGGUGGACGUGGACGUGGACGUGGUCGUGGACGUGGACGUGGACGUGGUCGUGGUCGUGGACGUGGACGUGGACGUCGACGUGGUCGUGGACGUGGACGUGGACGUGGACGUGGUCGUGGACGUGGACGUGGACGUGGACGUGGACGUGGACUUGGACGUGGACGUAGAGGUGGACGUGGACGUGGUCGUGGAGGUGAACGUGGACUUGGACGUGGCCGUGGUCGUCGACGUGACCGUGGACGUGGAUGUGGACGUGGACCUGGUCGUGGACGUGGACGUGGAGGACGAGGACGUGGACGUGGACCUGGACGUGGGUGUGGACUUGGACGUGGUUGUGGACGUGGUCGUGGACGUGGACGUGGACGUGGACGUGGACAUGGUCGUGGACAUGGACGUGGACGUAGACGUGGUCGUGGACGUGGAUGUGGACGUGGACGUGGACGUGGUUGUGGACGUGGUCGUGGAUGUGGACGUGGACGUGGUCGUGGACGUGGACGUGGACGUGGUGGACGUGGACGUGGACGUGGAGGUGGACGUGGUCGUGGACGUGGUGGACGUGGACGUGGACGUGGAGGACGUGGACGUGGACCUGGACGUGGACGUGAACUUGGACGUGGACGUGGACGUGGACGUGGUCGUGGACGUGGACGUGGUCGUGGACGUGGACGUGGACGUGGACGUGGACAUGGACGUGGACUUGGACGUGGACGAGGACGUGGACGUGGACGUGGACGUGGUCGUGGACGUGGACGUGGAUGUGGACGUGGUCGUGGAUGUGGACGUGGUCGUGGAUGUGGACGUGGACGUGGUCGUGUCACGUGGACGUGGUCGUGGACGUCGACGUGGACGUGACGUGGUCGUGGACGAGGACGUGGACGUGGACGUGGACCUGGACGUGGACGUGGUCGUGGUCGUGGACGUAGACGUGGACGUGGAGGACGUGGACGUGGUCGUGGACGUGGACCUGGACCUGGACCUGGACCUGGACGUGGACGUGGACGUGGACGUGGUCGUGGUCGUGUACGUGGACGUGGUCGUGGACGUGGACAUGGACGUGGUCGUGGACGUGGACUUGGACGUGGACGUAGACGUGGACGUGGACGUGGUCGAGCACGUGGACGUGGACGUGGACGUUGACGUGGACGUGGACUUGGACGUGGACGUGGACGUGGACGUGGUCGUGGUCGUGGACGUGGAUUUGGACGUCGACGUGGACGUGGACGUGGUCGUGGACGUGGACGUGGACGUGGACGUGGACGUGGAGAUGGACGUGGACGUGGACGUGGAAGUGGACGUAGACGUGGACGUGGACGUGGAGGACGUGGACGUGGAC